AUGAAGAUAAUAAUAAUACCCACAAUAUCUGUUUUCUCUGUCCGCUGCAGUCCGUUCUACGGUGAGGACUUUUAUUGUGAAAUCCCGCGCAGUUUCCGCCAUCUGUCCUUCUACAUCUUUGACAGAGACGUGUUCAGGAGGGACUCCAGCAUUGGUAAAGUGGCCGUGAAGAAGGAAGACCUGCAGAAAUACCACGGUAAAGACCACUGGUUCCCGCUGCAGCCGGUGUGUGCAGACUCAGAGGUGCAGGGAAUGGUUCACCUGGAGCUGCGUCUCAGUGAGGUCAUCACAGACAGCGGAGUCGUCUGCCACAAGCUGGCAACACGGGUUCUGGAGUGUCAGGAUCUGCCGAUAGUGAAUAACCAGUGUGAUCCGUAUGCCGCCGUCUCGUUACUCGGCUCCUCCAGCUCAGCCAAGAUAGAGGAAGAGCUAAUCAUAGAUGUGACCAAACCGCUGAGCUACACCAAACGCCAGUUUGACGUGGAAGAGGACGACGUGGACAAGCUCGCGCUCAAGGUGGAUCUGUGGAACGCCAGCAAUCUGAAGUUCGGAGAUGAGUUUCUGGGAGAGGUACGGGUGCCGCUGAAGGUGCUGGGACAGUCGGGUGUUCACGACGCAUGGUACUUCCUACAGCCCAGAGAUAACGGCUAUAAAUCGGUGAAGGCUGAUGAGCUGGGCUCGUUACGACUCAACAUCGUUUACACGGAAGACCAUGUGUUCCCCACGGAGCAUUAUAACCCGCUCCGAGACCUGCUGCUGCAGUCGGCGCACAUCGAGCCCGUCUCAGCGUCCGCGGCUCAUAUCUUGGGCGAGGUGUGUCGUGAGAAGCAGGAGGCGGCUGUUCCUUUAGUGCGACUUUUCCUGCACUACGGCAAAAUCGUGCCUUUCCUCAGUGCCAUCGCCCACGCCGAGAUCAGCCGCACGCAUUUACGAAAACUUAUCUGCACAGACCACAAACCCUGCGAGAUCGACCCCGUCAAGCUGAAGGAGUCCGAGAACUUGGACACCAACAGGGAAAACUUGCGUCAGUACGUGGACCGGAUCUUUAACGUGAUCACCAGCUCGGGUGUGAGCUGCCCGACGGUCAUGGGUGACAUCUUCUUCUCGCUGCGAGAGUCUGCGGCGUCACGCUUCGAGGUUGACCCGGAUGUGCGGUACACAGCUGUUAGCAGUUUCAUCUUCCUCCGUUUCUUUGCUCCCGCCAUCCUCUCUCCAAACCUCUUCCAGCUGCGUCCUCAUCACCCGGAUCCGUACACGUCUCGGACGCUGACGCUCAUUUCCAAAACCAUCCAAACUCUGGGAAGCCUGGCCAAGUCCAAAUCUGCCAAUUUCAAAGAGUCCUACAUGGCUGCGUUCUACGACUACUUCAACGAGCAGAAGUACGCAGAUGCAGUGAAGAACUUCCUGGAUCUGAUCUCGUCCUCGGCCCGCUGGGAUCAGAAGAGCAUCGAGACGCCCAUCAUGCUGAAGGAAGGGAGCGUUAAACUCCUUAUUAAGAGGUUUGAUGCCAAAGGCUCUGGCAGGUUCAUGAUCAAACGAGCUCAAGGACGAAACCGCUUCGGUCUGAAGAACUUCAAGAAGAGAUGGUUCCGCCUGACCAACCACGAGUUCACCUACCACAAAACCAAAGGUAACGCAAAAGGAGAGGGCGCUCUGUGCAGCAUCCCUAUUGAGAACAUCCUGGCUGUAGAGAGACUCGAGGAAGAGUCCUUCAAAAUGAAGAACAUGUUCCAGGUCAUCCAGCCGGAGAGGGCGCUCUACAUCCAGGCCAAUAACUGUGUGGAGGCGCGCGACUGGAUCGACAUCCUGACCAAAGUCAGUCAGUGUAACCGCAAGCGUCUGAGCACUUACCACCCGUCGGCGUUCCUCAACGGACACUGGCUUUGCUGCAAGCUGUCUGCGGACUCGGCUCCCGGCUGCACGCCAUGCACAGGGGGACUUCCAGCCAACAUCCAGCUGGAUGUAGACGGAGACCGAGAGACGGAGCGGAUCUACUCGCUCUACAGCACAUACAUGGCCAAACUAGUCAAGAUGCAGGAGGCCUGUGGCAGUAAGUCUGUGUACGACGGUCCUGAGCAGGAAGUACAAACGAGACAAGUUCAGGAAAACCAAGUACGGCAGCCAGUGAGGAACAUCCAAUCGGUGAUCAGAGCUUCCAGUGCUACAUCCGCCAGCAGUCAGAAAGCUCCACCUACUCCAUCUGACCACACCCACUGCAGACACCGCGCCGUCUCCACGGCAACAGUGGCGUCUCAGACAGGAAAUGGCUGA
This is a messenger RNA of Sinocyclocheilus anshuiensis, 2271 nucleotides long. RefSeq names its product ras GTPase-activating protein 3-like. NCBI's taxonomy places the organism in Eukaryota, Metazoa, Chordata, Actinopteri, Cypriniformes, Cyprinidae. The record is from RefSeq and is a predicted model, not a curated record. Gene Ontology annotation, biological process: regulation of GTPase activity; intracellular signal transduction. The transcript has 23 exons. Bases 1 to 2271 code for a protein of 756 amino acids.